AACUCUGUGGACGGAGCCAGGCUUGCCUCCGUUGAGUGUGCGCAUGCGUGGUUUUGGAUCGCAGCGCACGCGCAAUGCAGCCCAGCCGCUGUGAGGGGAUGCCGCGGAUGGUCGGCUUAGGCGGCGGUUUGUCUGUGGUGUGGGCCGCGUGAUGUGUCCCCUGUGAAAGAGCGGCGGCGGCGGCGGCGGCGGCGAGGGAAGGGGAAGCGCCAUGAACCUGAGGGGCUUGUUUCAAGAUUUCAAUCCUAGCCCUGCUAUGUGAGCCAGAAUUCUGAUUCCCCCAUAAUGUCGAUAUGAGUGAGGCAGCUGAAAGAGAGACUUGACUAAGGCUGCAAUCCAGUACAUGUCUAUUCAGAAGCAAGCUCCAUUGGGUUCAAGGGGACUUACUCCCAGCAAAUUUCUUAUCUACGCCUGUCUGCUGCUGUUCUCCGUUCUGCUUUCUCUUCGUUUGGACGACAAGAUUCAGUGGAGCUACUGGGCAGUGUUUGCUCCAAUAUGGCUGUGGAAGUUAAUGGUUAUUGUUGGUGCCUCAGUGGGAACUGGAGUGUGGGCACGAAAUCCACAAUAUCGAGCAGAAGGCGAAACAUGUGUGGAGUUCAAAGCCAUGUUAAUUGCAGUAGGCAUCCACUUGUUACUGCUGAUGUUUGAAGUGCUAGUCUGUGAUGGGAUCGAGAGAGGAACCCGAUUCUGGCUUCUAGUCUUCAUGCCUUUGUUCUUUGUGUCUCCAGUGUCAGUUGCAGCUUGCGUAUGGGGCUUUCGGCAUGACAGAUCUUUGGAGCUGGAAAUCCUGUGUUCUGUCAAUAUUCUACAGUUCAUAUUUAUUGCACUUCGACUGGAUGAAAUUAUCAAGUGGCCGUGGCUUGUUGUCUGUGUCCCUCUGUGGAUCCUGAUGUCCUUUCUAUGUUUGGUUGUACUCUAUUAUAUUGUCUGGUCAGUCCUAUUCUUGCGCUCAAUGGAUGUGAUUGCUGAGCAAAGGAGGACUCACAUAACAAUGGCCAUCAGUUGGAUGACAAUCGUGGUUCCCUUACUCACCUUUGAAAUCCUGCUUGUGCACAGAUUGGAUGGACACAAUACAUUUUCAUAUAUACCCAUAUUUGUUCCUCUCUGGCUUUCACUGAUAACUUUAAUGGCAACAACAUUUGGACAGAAAGGAGGCAAUCAUUGGUGGUUUGGAAUUCGCAAAGACUUCUGUCAGUUUCUACUUGAAAUCUUCCCAUUCCUAAGGGAGUAUGGCAACAUUUCUUAUGAUUUGCAUCAUGAAGAUAAUGAGGAAACAGAAGAAACUCCUGUCCCAGAACCUCCCAAAAUAGCUCCAACUUUUCGAAAAAAGACUGGAGUGGUCAUUACCCAGAGUCCUGGGAAAUAUGUUAUACCACCUCCCAAAUUAAGCAUUGAUAUGCCAGAUUAAAAAAGAACUCAACCAUGUGGCACAUAGCCAAGACUGACUCCUCCCCAUUAAACCACGACUGGGAAUCAGUGGCCAAUGUGUUUUUUAUCUCAUGCCUCCAUUUGUUUACAGAUAGUAAUUUGUGCUUUUAAUGAAUUGUAGAUAAUGAAGAUCUGUUUUAGUAUUUCUUUGAGCGUUUCCAUAUAUUGCAUAUAAAAUACCAUGCCAAUAAAAUCAAUGAGAAUGCAAUAGCUGCGGUAAGUUUCACAAAUGGAAAUCAUCUUAUCAGAUCUACAUACAGAAUUUACUUUUUGCUUGGCUGUGAGCAGUGAACCAGUGUAGAGUUCAUUAGUAACAAAACACAAGUUUUCCCAAAGUAUCAUUAUGCAUUUUCAAUACAUAAGCAUCAAACCUGCUCAUAGUUGCACAUGGACAAGGCAUGUUGAAAUCAGUGGCCUUUGCACAUAUGUAACCGUGGACUGGAUUGCAGCCACGAUGUGUCAGAAGUAGAAAAGAUGUCUUUAUUUGUGAAUCUUGCUGAUUUGUUUGAACAAAGCUUUCUUCAAAGCUUUGUUUAAAGCUUACCUGUAUAGUAUUUAUAUGAACUUUUGGCAAUGUAAUAUAUUUAAAAACUGUACAGUAUAAAUAUGUAAAAGUAUUUUUUUAAAGGCUGUAUGAAAUGUGUAAUCUAUUAUGAGUGACAUUUUGUGUUAAUCUGUACACCUGGCUUCCAUUUCUGUUAAAAGUACCACAGCCACAUGGUGAUACAUCAGAAUGCUCCUUUGCCUCUUAAUUUCUCUAUUAAACCAUGCACAUUAUGUUUCAGACACAUUCUCAGGUAGGACUUAAAAGGUUCUUCCUCUGUUAAUGGAUCAAAUUACCUUGAUAAAGGUAUGUAAAUGAUUGUGUAAAUAACCGCAGUCUUUGUACUGUGUGUAGAGGGAAGGGGAGGGGACUGUCUUUUUGAGAAGUUGCUUUUCCACUUUUGUUAAAAUGUUGCUGCUGGGUGAUCUAUUUCUCACUCUCCCAAUUUUUGGCUGUUCAAUAAAGCAUUCUCCUGUA
This is a messenger RNA of Rhineura floridana, 2449 nucleotides long. It is a transcript of the gene TMEM185A, whose product is annotated as transmembrane protein 185A. The coding region runs from base 344 to 1408 and encodes 354 amino acids. The transcript has 8 exons. NCBI's taxonomy places the organism in Eukaryota, Metazoa, Chordata, Lepidosauria, Squamata, Rhineuridae. The record is from RefSeq and is a predicted model, not a curated record.